This is a messenger RNA of Aspergillus sclerotioniger CBS 115572, 291 nucleotides long. RefSeq lists its product as uncharacterized. NCBI's taxonomy places the organism in Eukaryota, Fungi, Ascomycota, Eurotiomycetes, Eurotiales, Aspergillaceae. The transcript has a single exon. The annotation marks the transcript as partial. The record is from RefSeq and is a predicted model, not a curated record.
AUGGCCAACCACGUCGUCUUCGACGUCGUAGGAACCUGCGUCUCCUUCACCGCCUUCUACCGCACCAUCGAAAACACCCUAGGCCCUCAACUCCGCGCCCACAACCUCACCGCCCAAACCCUCGGUUUCACAUGGAUGACCAACGCCGAACUCCAAUUCACCUUCCUAUCCAUAUCCGAAAGCUACAAACCAUAUAAACUCGUGCUCACGGAACUAUUCUACCAAACUCUCCACAUGAUCGGCAUUUCCGAUCCCCAUUCUUUCGCCACGUCUGAACAACGGGAUCUUUGC